Messenger RNA from Mizuhopecten yessoensis (Yesso scallop), 2958 nucleotides. RefSeq names its product probable peptidyl-tRNA hydrolase 2. The record is from RefSeq and is a predicted model, not a curated record. Lineage: Eukaryota; Metazoa; Mollusca; Bivalvia; Pectinida; Pectinidae. Gene Ontology annotation, molecular function: peptidyl-tRNA hydrolase activity; protein binding. Bases 171 to 797 code for a protein of 208 amino acids. The transcript has 6 exons. Gene Ontology annotation, cellular component: mitochondrion; cytosol.
UGGCCGCCGCCUUUCAGUUCGAGUCUGAAUAUGACGCAUGCUGUUGAAUCGGAUCUUUAAUCACUAUUUAUUUGACGCAGUAACUCUGUGUGAACAGAACAAUCGGUCCACGACGAGCCAUUCUACUUGCGUACCUUAUAUUGUCAUUUGCAAGCCCUACUGGUGUAGACAUGGAUGCCUCCGUGAAGUCGAGCGAGUCGGGAGACAGCAGCUCAGCCUUCAAGCCUGACGAGUCUUUAGUGCAGGUCCUUGUCCAGUCUCUGGCAUUUAGUAGAAAUGCUACCAUCAAGGGUCUGUAUUACACGGGGAACUACAAUGCUGAUUUGGCUGCAGCCUGGAUAAUGGACAACCAGGAAAAGCCUGACCUUGACAGUCCUCUUCAGGAGGAUGCUGCAGACUCUGAUGACAGUGAGGAGGAUUAUUUCCCAGAAGGUGUUGAUUUCUACAAGAUGGUGUUCGUUGUAAACUCCGAGCUGAACAUGGGUGUUGGGAAGAUCGCUGCACAAGCUGCACAUGCGGCCCUUGGACUCCACAGAAUUCUGCUGGAAAACCCACAGAAGUUUGGACAAAUGCUGAUGAGCUGGGAACAAUUUGGAGAAACAAAAAUUGUAGUCAAGGGAGACAACUCAACACAGCUGAUGGACCUGACAAGUAAAGCUGAAGGCCUCGAGCUCCCCAACUAUCUAGUCCAUGACGCAGGCAAGACACAGAUUGCUGCAGGAUCUGUUACAGUACUGGGCAUCAUGGGAAAGAUCGAUGUCGUUGACAACGUGACGGGCAGUCUCAAGUUGCUUUGAAAGUCUUCGUACGAUUCUGGUAUGGGAAUAUAUCUUGCAUAUGACCAUGUUGGCCUUGCUUGCGCUGUGAUAACCAAGUACAAGACUCUCUAAUGCUAAAAGAUCUGAAUCAUUGUAAGUCGUACCGGGGAAGGGAGCAACAAAAUCAAUUUUCUGAAAUACUACACUGAACUUCAAAAAUUCAAUCAUUUUCAUUUUAUUAUUUCGUUUUGAUACUCUUGUCUUAAUCACACUAAAACAAUUACAGUACAUUCUGUCGAAAAUGGACACCCUUGGGACCACAUAAUUCAGCUGGUGUGCAGAGUUCCAGCUUGUAGAAUAUACGUUUGCUAUACAUUGUCAUCGUCUGAACCACCACUCUGGAUUGGGCACUGUCGAGAUUGUCAGUGUGUGCUGCACCAUGUAUUCUUGGUAGCAUACGUUGUAUAAAUGCACAAGUGUGCCCGACACAGGAAUACAAAUUUUUCAAGUUAAAUCUUAGUUUUCAAAGCACUUGAAUGUUAUUAUAUGACGUCAGUGAUCUGGUUCAACAAGGCGAUUUUCCACUCAGAAAUAGCAAUAAAGAGUUUUGUUAAAACUUGAGGCAUUUUAAGAAAGACGGAAACACAACGUUUGGAAUUUUCUUGUUUUAAGUCAAAUGUUUGUUUUAUCGAAAAGCUACAACUGGCUAUAUGUAUGAUGGGGAAUGUAAUUAGGUAAUUACUGAUUACGUCUAUUCCACAAAUUAAUCAGGAUGUGGGGGAGUGGUUGAUGGGGUGGGGGGUGGGGUGGGGGAUGUGUUGCGGGAAGCACCAAUAAUCGGUAGGAAAUGAUUGGUGUGUUAUUUAAUUAACAUUUAUAUAACAGGCCUAAGGAAAAAUGGUAGUGGAGGUCACAGCUUCUCUGACCCCGCCUCCCCACCUCCCAAUUUAAAUUAUAUAUUUCUUUCUGGGAUAGCGAACAGCUCUAUGGCGGAGAGGAGUUCUUUAAGUUAAUCAGAAUUAUCUUACAUUGUUUUUUAUAGUUACUGGCAUUAUUUUGUAUUGUAGUCCCAUUUGAUAAAGAUGUAUUGCCUAUGUCAAAUUGUUAUCUUUUAGUCUAUUGUUCUGUUGUCUUGUAAGUAUUAUGUGAAGCUAACAUUUCAGUUGUGGGUUUUUUCCACUGAUACUGACUGUGUUAUAAAAUAUUUCUAUAAAAAAAAUGUAUUUCUAUAAAAGGUUUAAACAAAAUUAAAAUCACUUGACAAGCAGUGGUGUUGUACCAGAACAUUUUUUUCAAUAUUUAUAAAAAAAAAAUGAAUUUUGAAAACUUGCAUUAAUGACUAGCUAAGCUACCUUUCACCACUGUAGACUAUAAUGGACUUAUCCAGAUCAAUACAUGGUAGAGUUGAUUAAAGUUACAUAGGGUUUAAAGGGUCAAACUUGAAAGCAGUUCACACAGUUGCCCAUUAUCUUUAUACAGCAGACUGUGGAAAAAGUCAUUUUGGAUAUUUGGCAAUUUUCACAACUGAUUAUGAACAAUUUGUAAAUGUUAACAUUGCACAGAAGAGUCUGUAUAAAUAAAACAGAUUUCAUGCUGCAAUUCUUUUCUCGUAACUAGCAAAAAUUUAAAUGGAAUGGAACUUGCGCACAGGGUUCAAGUUUGAGCAUGAGAGCUGAUUCAUGAAGGCCUGUAUUCUUCGAGUCCAGUUCAAUGGUCAAACAUGCGUUUUGUGCUUGGACCAACUUUCUUGCAAUUCGCUAAAGUCAUGGUCAAAAGAAAAGUCUAGACACUGAAACAGUAUCUGUUAUCAAAUCUCAGCUUAGUUCCUCCUAGCACAGGAAAUCGAAAACACAAAAAGGAAAAUUGAGAACUUUAUCAAUGGGACAAGGAAUAGGGCUUCAUCACAGAAUCUGAGUUUGAGCAUGAGACCUGUUUCUUGAAAACAGGGCGAGGUUAUGGGUGUUAGGAAUGCUUGUAUGAUUUAACGAGGUAAUAUGAUAUUAUAUAUAUGUACCGUGCUUUAAGUUAUUGUUGAUAUUAUGUGUGACUAUACUUGUGCGAGAGUUAUAAAAUUGUCAUGGUAUGUCUCCUGUUAUAGUGUUCAUUUUUAACUAUUUCGUUCCAUUGAGAUCAAGUAUAUGUUUAUGUAUAGAGUUUAUAUCACCCUGGUAAAAUACUAGCCGCUUCCUAUCGUCUCCGC